AGCUACUGUGAUGUUAUUUAGAAAUAGUUUAAAAGGUAGCUUUGGUUAUUUAAGCAUAUAUAAGUGGUUCAUAGCAAUAGCAGUUAGCAUGUGAUGUUUUCUGGAAGUAUCUACAGCAGCCACUUCUGUUGCCAUGGUUACACCGCGUCCCAAACUUUGAAUGGUCAGCCUCGCGUUUUACCCCACCGUUCUUCUUGAUUCUGUAAAUUUUUCCAGCUUCCAGGAGGUGAAGGGGAAACAGAAGACGGCAAAAUGGUGCAGUUGCAUGUGAAAAGAGGAGACGAAAGCCAGUUUUUGUUCAACACUUCUGUGGACGCGCCUCUGGAGACCAUAAUCCACCAAGUUACUUCUAUUUACAAUGGGAGGCUCAAGGUGGAGAGAAUAUGUGCAGAAAUUGCAGAACUGGCAGAUCAUGGCAUCACUUUACCACCAAACAUGCAGGGCCUAACAGAGGAUCAAAUUGUGGAGCUGAAACUCAUAGAUGAAUGGGAAGAGAAGUGUGUUCCUAGUGGCGGUCCAGUGCUGAGGCAGGAUGAGAUAGGAAAGAGGAAUGGACAAGCUCCAAAUGAGAAAAUGAAAGAGGUUUUGAUGAAAACAGUAGAUGAAGCAAAAACGCUAAUUUCAAAGAAACAAAUCCAGGCUAAUGUGUGUGUCACUAUGGACAUGGUGAAAGAGGCUCUCGACCAGCUGAGAGGAGCUGUGAUGAUUGUUUAUCCCAUGGGCCUGCCUCCACAUGACCCCAUCCGGAUGGAGAUGGAGGACCGAGAAGACCUUUCGGGAACACAGGCGUCUCUUCAAGUUGUUCCUGAGGAGGACUGUCAGCUGUGGUGGGCUGCUAAAGAGAUGCAGAGAGGGAAAAAGCUCCAGGACUACAUAGGCAAGAACGAGAAGACAAAAAUUUUUGUAAAAAUUCAGAAGAAAGGCCAGGGGGCACCAGCGAGGGAGCCAUUGAUCACUGAGGAACAGCACAAACAGAUGAUGAUGCAUUACCACAGGAGACAAGAGGAACUCAAGAAACUGGAGGAGGCUGAUGACGACAGCUACCUGGACUCUGAUUGGUCGGAUAGACAGGCUCUCAAAAGACAGAUUCAAGGCUUAACCAACAUCAAAUGGGGACCAAGAUGAAGUCUAAAACUGGCACAUGUGGCAUGCCUCCAAACUGCUGCUCUGACUGUUC
Molecule: messenger RNA, 1177 nt
Organism: Boleophthalmus pectinirostris (great blue-spotted mudskipper)
Lineage: Eukaryota; Metazoa; Chordata; Actinopteri; Gobiiformes; Gobiidae
Product: cilia- and flagella-associated protein 298-like
Exons: 1
Coding region: 253-1125 (290 amino acids)
Biological process (GO): regulation of cilium movement
Source: RefSeq, a predicted model, not a curated record